Phytophthora sojae is the source of this 219-nucleotide messenger RNA. RefSeq lists its product as hypothetical. The transcript has 2 exons. The annotation marks the transcript as partial. NCBI's taxonomy places the organism in Eukaryota, Oomycota, Peronosporomycetes, Peronosporales, Peronosporaceae. The record is from RefSeq and is a predicted model, not a curated record.
UACAAGUCCCCAUACGAAAUGGUGCACGGUAAACCACCAGACAUAAGUGACCUUCACAUUUGGGGAAGUAUAUGCUUCGCGCAUGUACCUAAAGUGCGCAGCAAAGAUAAGAAACUAUCGGCACGAGGGAUAAAGUGCAGAUUCUUGGGAAUGUCGGACGAGUAUUACAAGAGUUAUCGGCUUUUGGAUGUGUAUAAUAAUCGGUUCAUAUACUCAAGG